Messenger RNA from Sebastes umbrosus (honeycomb rockfish), 6934 nucleotides. RefSeq names its product netrin receptor UNC5C-like. Gene Ontology annotation, biological process: netrin-activated signaling pathway. The record is from RefSeq and is a predicted model, not a curated record. Gene Ontology annotation, molecular function: netrin receptor activity; protein binding. The transcript is spliced from 18 exons. Gene Ontology annotation, cellular component: membrane. Bases 425 to 3298 code for a protein of 957 amino acids. NCBI's taxonomy places the organism in Eukaryota, Metazoa, Chordata, Actinopteri, Perciformes, Sebastidae.
CGAGUGUGGUGUGGUAGCCAGAGGGCGGUGGCAUUUCUGUCUCUCUGCGUAAACGGAGCGGAGUGGAGAAGGAGAAGCAGAGAGCGCACUGAGAGAGCAGAGCAGCAGAGCUUCUAGUGGCAGUCAGGCAGCGGCGCCACGGACACGAGUGAAGGGACCCCGUGGCUGUUUCCACCACCUCUCUCUCUCUAUCUCUCUCUCUCUCCCUCUCUCUCUCUUCUCACAGCUUAACCUGUGCGCCUUUUCUCUCACGCGGACUUCGGGACUAGAGGCGAUAUACACUCACCCACCUUUUUGUUGGUGUUUUUUUGGCACUUGAUUUCUCAGCAGACCCUGAGGAGGUGGAGGUGGGGAGGAGGUGGUUCUCGUUUCCCCUCACCGUGGACCAAGGAGUUGUGUGUGUGUUUUAUUCUUUGCUUGUAUAAUGGGGAAAAGUGGCCAGAGAAGAAGUGGAAUAGGACAUUGCAGCUUGGUGAGGAUGUGCGCCACGCCGAGGAUCCUCCUGCUCCUCCUCCUCCUGGUGCUCGCGCACCGAGGAGUCGCCCAAGUGAGGGAUGAUGAUGAUUUCCUGAGCCUGAGCGAACUCCCGGAAACCUUCCCCUCGGACCCUCCGGAGCCCUUACCUCACUUCCUGUUCGAACCCGACGAAGGCUACAUUGUCAAGAACAAACCUGUCAAUCUCUACUGCAAAGCAACGCCUGCCACGCAGAUUUACUUCAAGUGCAACAGCGAGUGGGUCCAUCAGAAAGACCACACCGUGGAGGAGAGGGUGGACGAAAACUCAGGUCUGGUCGUAAGAGAAGCCAGUAUAGAGAUUACACGGCAGCAGGUGGAGGAGCUGUUUGGACCUGAAGAUUACUGGUGCCAGUGCGUGGCCUGGAGCUCCGCUGGAACCACCAAAAGCCGGAAGGCACACGUCCGCAUUGCAUACCUGAAGAAGUCAUUCGAACAGGAACCCCUGGGAAAGGAAGUAUCUCUGGAGCAGGAAGUGCUGUUACAGUGUCGCCCUCCGGAGGGCAUACCGGCUGCUGAGGUGGAGUGGUUGAAGAACGAAGAGAUAAUUGACCCAGCAGAGGACAGAAACUUCUACAUCACUAUCGACCACAACCUGAUCAUCAAACAGGCACGUCUGUCCGACACAGCCAACUACACAUGUGUGGCCAAGAACAUAGUGGCCAAAAGACGAAGCACUACGGCCACCGUCAUUGUUUACGUGAACGGUGGCUGGUCGACGUGGACGGAGUGGUCGGUGUGUAACAGUCGCUGUGGACGGGGCUUCCAGAAACGAACCCGCAGCUGUACUAACCCCGCCCCUCUCAACGGAGGACUGCCUUGUGAGGGACAGGCCAUUCAGAAACUUGCCUGCACCACACUGUGCACCGUGGACGGUGUGUGGACAGAGUGGACUAAGUGGUCGGCCUGUGGGACAGAGUGCACCCAGUGGAGGAGGAGGGAGUGCAACAACCCAGCACCUAAGAACGGAGGAAAGGACUGUGAUGGGCUGGUACUCCAGUCUCAGAACUGUACUGACGGACUCUGUAUGCAAAGUUCAUUGUUUCAGAUGUCCACUGAGAACAAAGAAAACAGUGAUUUGGGAAUCCCAUCUGCUCCAAGUACAGAUGAUGUGGCGCUCUACGUGGGCAUCGUCAUUGCAGUGAUUAUGUGCCUGGUCAUCUCAGUCAUCGUGGCGCUCUUCGUCUACCGCAAGACACACCGCGACUUUGACUCUGACAUCAUCGACACGUCUGCACUAAACGGAGGCUUCCAGUCUGUUAAUAUCAAAACAGCCAGAUCAGCUGAUCUACUGACAGCUCCUCCUGACUUGACAAAUGCAGCUGCCAUGUACCGCGGUCCAGUGUAUGCCCUCCAUGAUGUUUCAGAUAAAAUCCCGAUGACCAACUCCCCUCUCCUGGACCCCCUACCCAACUUGAAGAUCAAAGUCUACAACUCUUCUGGUCUGGUCACACCGCAGGACGACCUCGGAGGAGACUUCACAUCCAAACUGUCUCCUAAGGUAACUCAGUCUCUGUUGGAGCACAGCGACACCAUGAACCUUCGCAACCAGAGCUUGGCCCGAACACGAGACCCUUCUUGUACCGCUCAUGGAUCCUUCAACAACCAGGGAGGACACCUCAUCGUACCCAACUCUGGUGUGAGUUUGUUGGUUCCAGCGGGCGCUGUUCCUCAGGGUAGGGUGUACGAGAUGUAUGUGACUGUGCACAGGAAGGACAGCUUGAGACCCCCUGUAGAGGAUGUCCAGACGGUGCUGAGCCCGGUGGUGAGUUGUGGACCUCCAGGAGCCCUGCUGACCAGACCAGUGAUCCUCACCAUCCACCACUGUGCUGACAACGUCCAGGAAGACUGGUUCAUACAGCUGAAGAACCAACUGGCCAUGGGAGAGUGGGAGGAUGUGGUUGUGGUGGGAGAGGAGAACUUCACCACCCCCUGCUAUGUGCAAAUGGACUUGGAGGCAUGUCACAUUCUAACAGAGACACUGGGGACGUACUGCCUGGUGGGCCAGUCGAUCUGCAAGGCAGCCGCCAAGAGGCUCAAAUUGGCUGUUUUUGGACCCGUCUCCUGCACAACUUUGGACUAUCACAUCAGGGUCUAUUGUCUGGACGACACACAGGAUGCACUCAAGGAGGUUCUUCAGAUGGAGACCCAGAUGGGAGGGAAGCUUCUGGAUGAGCCAAAGACCCUGAACUUUAAAGACAGCACACACAAUCUGAGACUGUCAAUCCACGAUGUGCCGCACACACACUGGAAGAGCAAACUCAUUGCCAAGUAUCAGGAGAUCCCAUUCUACCAGGUGUGGAGUGGCAGUCAGAGAACUCUUCACUGUACCUUCACCCUGGAGAGACUGAGCCCAGCCACCUCAGAGAUCAGCUGCAAACUGUGUGUACGGCAGGUGGAAGGAGAAGGACAGAUCUUUCAGCUCAGCAACACAUUAGAGGAGGAUGUCCAGUGCAUAGACACGUCCCUGAUGGACCCAGCCAGUAACAUCACAACCUUAGUGGGACCCAAUGCCUUCCGCAUUCCUUUAUCCAUCAGACAGAAGCUGUGUGGCAGUCUAGAUGCACCACAGACCAGAGGCAACGACUGGAGGAUGCUGGCCCACAAACUCAACCUUGACAGGUACCUGAACUACUUUGCCACCAAGUCCAGUCCGACAGGUGUGAUCCUGGAUCUCUGGGAGGCCCAGCACUUCCCCGAUGGAGAUCUAAAUGAACUAGCCGCUGUGCUGGAAGAGAUGGGUCGCCAUGACGGUAGCCUCGCCUCCAUGACAAUGGAACACUGACGAUUAACGUGGUUACCGUGACAACGACAGAACUCUGGAGACGAUUACAAGUGAAUUCUCUAUGGAUGAUGCUGCAGCAAGGGCAGUGAACAGAUUAGAUGCGAGCAAAAGAAAAGUUGUCGCCAUGGUAAUUGAGCACCGGUUAAAUACCAUGGCAAUCAUGCCGACAUGGUAACAGACGAGAAAUGCUCGAGCUGGUGCUGGAAACUAUGUGCGUAUCUUUGUGUGUUUAUUUGAGCAACGUUGCAGUGUUGUGUUCGACCGAAGGAGGCAUAACCCAAACUACGACACAAACACAGUCUAUCAGGAACAAACAAUACAUACGCACGCCUAAAAAAAAAAGAUCUUGUCUGGUGUAACACUAGUUGUUUUCUUGCUGUUACUUUAUACUGAACAAAGAGAAGCAAAGAAAAGAAGCAACAGAGGUACCGACCUUGAAAACCUCUAUAGGAAUGGAACAGAAUCAUAAAGGGAGAGAAGCUAAACUGAUUACAAGUGAGUGGGAGAAGGUAUAGUGAAGAAAAAGAGGCAGUGAGUCAGAGACAAGACUCUUUAGUAAGACAAGAGUAAACACGGGGAGAGGCUAAACUGAUUACAAGAGAGAGGGAGGACGUAAGCAUAAAAUGAUGGAAGAAGCUGCAGGUGAUCAUCUGUACGGACAGGAUGGAAAACCGAUAAUGAGAGAGGGGAGAUAAAGAAGUGAUCCCUCACUUGCGAGCCUUGGCUGUACGUGUUUUGCCAGUACAGUUUGUUGUCUUUAUAUCGUUUCCUAGGGAACGCUCUAUGUAUUCUGCUGUCCAUAUGUGUGGAUCAUUUCCCGCUAACAGAAUUUGCUACACAGUGACUGUCAAUCAAAGGGUCCUGACCAGAAAGAAGCCCGAGACUACAGGUAUCCCCUUUUUAGCUGAAAUCAUAAGUGAUGUUCAAAUUUGUGUAAUUAGAAGUAUUAAGUCAAAGGCAAAUGAACGUGCUGUCCACUUGCCUUUAACUUGUGCCUCUGAUUUUCUUAAAAAAAGGCAAUCCAAAGAUGAUUACACUGCUGAUGGAUGCAAGUAAAAAUGUAUUUUUUGUUUUCCAUUUUUAGCAGUUGUGACAGAGUCUGUUUUGAGGUAUAUUUAAGAUUGCACUUAUGAUAAACAGGGCAAAGAUGCAGACUGUCAGCUAUUCAUUCUCAUACACAGUAUAUUUUAUAAUAUGUUUGUUUAAAUGGAGUCAGCAUUUACUAAACAGCAAAAAAGUUGGAGGUUUCACCACGAGCAUCAAAGCCAGGAUGAUCUUCAAGCUACAAAUGCUUAACUAAAAUCAAGUGUUAACGUGUUUUCUGCAGUGUUGCUGCUGCUCCGUUCCUCCCCAAAGAGGAGUUGUUUGGACGAAGCUGUAGUGCAGAUGCAGACUAGAUGCAGGUUGGGGAAUUCCAGCCAUGGCUACCACAUUUGGUUAACCACAACCUCAAUUCCAGGAGUUUCUCUAAUAGACUGUCGGGGCUUGUUUCUGGACAGGGUCCAACUCAGAGAAAACUGAGGAAGCAAAAAGGGAUGAACUAAGAGUGAAAACACAAGUGUUUUUAAAUACAAUAAUAUACAAACUACCAUAGUAUUAUGCGAUAGUGAGUUAAAUACAGCUGAUAUCAUUCAUUACCGCUAAAUGUACGCAAUAUACGGAUUUUAUCAUAUUUUAAUUUACUAAAAUAUAUAUAGCCUACAUAUAUAUAUUUGUGUCAUAUUUUCAGUGUCUCAACAUCACAGGAUGUCAGUUGUGUUGUCUGCCGUCAGGCCACAUGUGAUUUCACUUGUGAUCACCACCAUGACUUGAUCAUGGUCACUAGCACCAUCCAGUGGCUUCUGAAGAAUAACAGCAUUUACAUUUGUUGAUUGUCUGAAACGUGUAAAUACAUGAUUAUCAUGUCCAUUCUAAUGACCUUUUAUUAUCAUAAUAUUUUUUGUUCGGUGGUCAUUAUUGUGUUACUUACAUUAACAUUAUUGUUUGCCAUUUUAAUGUUUUUAUAGGUGUGAACUGUAUGGGGGGGGGGGAUGAAAUCUGUAACAUAUCAGUUAGUUGCCCUUUGUCUAAAACAAUGUUCGGUCAGAAACUCACAUUCCAACUCGUGGUGUAUUGCUUGAAAAAGUUGCAAUUUAGAGCUAAAAAUCAAGAUACCAACUAAAGGGGCCUACAGUAUGUAAAAUGAAGUGUAAUAUAUUUGUGUUUUACAGAACAACAUUGUGGCUUUCAAAUGUAUGCAUAGACUCGGGUCAACAGUGUCUGACGAAAACGUGAAACUCCAACAAGCCGGCUUUGAGGGAAGAAAAACAGCCUUAUUUUAGUGGCAUUUGAGUAGCUGUCAGAUGUCCAUGGGGACAUAAACUCUAUUCACCAUGUAAAGGACAACAUGAUCAUAAAAACUGGAGUUAAGAUAUUUCUUCUACGAACUAUGGAGAGACGCCAUAUGAAACUGAACAUCAGGUAUGUAGAGGAAAUACCGAGGACAGUGUAAAGACCAAGUAGGCAAAGGCUGUGUUAACACCGAUACAAAAGGUCAGUCUUUACCUCUUCAUGACAGAUUUCAUCUUGCGGCUGUCUACACAGGAGGAAACCUUGAGACAUUGAUUUUACACAAUGAUUUUUCAGAAAUGUGCGAGUAAAGAAUCUGACCUCUUGUAUCUGUGUAAAACCAGACAUAGAAGACAUACAAGUCCUUAAAAUUAUGUAUCUUUUAAUUUCGGACCGCCUUAUUAACCAAAUUUGGAAAGGUGUACGAUUAAAUGACGGAGUGGAUGUUUUGUAUGUUUUCAAAUGUAACCGCUGAUGUCAUAUGUGAGGAAAUCAAAGGGAAGAGUUGUGUAAGUUUUGAGGAUAAAAGCCUAAAAUAUCAAGUCAUCAAUUCAGUAUGCUUCAGAACAAAACAUUCAUCCAAAUGUCAUGACAAUGUCUCUUUCAAACAAUGUGAUCAUCAACAUCUCUUGUUAAUUUUAACUGAUGAAACGUGUGCAAGGAGACGAUCGGUUAAGAAAUGCAAGUUACCAGUUACAGUGUAACUUAAAUUUGAUCCUUGCCAUGUUCUUAGUCUACAGUUUACCAGCAGGACAGACUGUUUGUUAAUGGAGUAGACUGAAAAAGGUAGUUUUCAUAUGAGGAUAGCAAACGUUAGGCCUCCAGAAGAUGAUCCUUCAUGAUGUGAAAAUGAAGAAAGUAGUGUUAAGAUAUCAAAGUAUGUAAAAAAUAUUUUGUAUCCACAAUAUGUACAGUUGUGUACUGUCAGCUAUAUUUGGCAAAUUUGAGAAUAUAAAAAGAGCAGUACAGUUAGAUACUAGUUUGUAUGUUUCAAGUUUUUAUUUAAGUUUCUUUCCUUUUUUGUAAAAGCAGUGUCUACUAUGCAAACUUGGCAUUGGUUAUCAUGUUAGAAGUCUAUAACUAGAGCUGUGCUUGUAAGUGCAUUUUUAUUUUACUAUCAGGGGUGAUUUGAUUUGAUUAGUGCGGGGUAGUGUUGGUCCAUAUUUGCUAAUUCUGGCACGCUUCAUGAAUCUUGCUCAAUCUUGCUGAAUGCUCGCCUCUCUAUCUCCUCUAAUUGUUUUCUGUACAAAGUGUAAGAAAGAAUUUUUAAGACAAUUAAUAAAUUAUAUUUAUAAGCAACGCUGAAAA